AUGACGGCGCAUGUCUUUCCCAACGAGAUAUGGAUGCUCAUCUUCGACAACUGCCCCUUGGCCACUCUAUGGGCGGUUUCCCUCACCUGCCGCUUGUUCCAUGCAGUCAGCCUGGCCGCAUUCUUGCGAAGUUUGGUUUGGAAGAGUCCAGAACGGGCACGCCAGCAUAUUUCGAUAUUCUGGAGUUUGUUUCCGCCUGAAAAGGCACCCGUAGUUCGCUCGUUGGAUGUCCGGUUUACGCCUCCACUGCGAAGCGAGAGAAGACUCCCGCCUGCUGAUCUCCACAAGGACAUAGUCGGUAAAAUCUCGUUAUUCCACAAAACGAUAUCACAACUCACUCUCUGCGGUCUAAUUCUUCCUCCCAUCUUCUUUGACCUGCUCAAUCAUCUACCCACUCUCCAACAUCUUGUCUUGCGGCAGUGCAUUCUCCCCGGCCCCCCUCCGGUAUCUGUUUUGGUUUCGCCUCCGACCCUUGAGUCCAUAACUCUCUCCAACCUUGAUCGUUCCCGGGAAUGUCCUACUGUGUUCUCACCGUAUGCCUUGCUUAUGCUCUUCCCACAAGUCCCCUUCAUCUCUGUCGACCGCCUGAUGGAAUCCAGAAAAUGGGGCAAGCCGCUUCCGCAACUAGGCAUUCCAAGACACCUCACAUUGGCCUCCGUAGCUCCCCUUGGCUUAUUCGUGACACGUCAACACCUCACCGCGCUCACCCGGUUCUUCCUGUUCCGCCUCGAAAAACUUGUGGUCGUGAUUCCGGAGCUAUACCGGCUGCCGUUCCGCGAGGAGAUCCCUGUGUGGGACACUUUGAUCUCCGUCCCGCGUCUCCAUUUGCUCGCGGCCCCCCUCUCCAUCGUUCGUGUCCUCUUGCGGUCGAAGCCCCCGCUCACACACCUGGCGAUACAAGGGGCCAUUCCAACAACCGCGCACGUGGCGUGUCUAAUGAACGACAUACUGAGCGACGACAUCGUAUCGCUAGCGCUUACUGUUGCUUCCUGGGACCCAGCACUGGUCGAGCUGAUUUCGCGGCGCUUACCAGGCCUCCAGUCGCUCGAGAUACUUUACUGCGAUGCGGCCAGUGCUCCUGCCAGUGCGAGUCCUUGCGCAGCCGAUCUCCUACCGCAUCUCACGGCUCUGUGCAUCGCCCCAUUUCUGCCGAUCGACCCGUGUUUACACACUGUGCCAAGGCAGGAGAGCCGAUCACUUACCCCGGACCCACAAAAAUUGAUUGGAUGGAGCUCGCUGGUUAUUCUUGACGAGCAGCUGUACCCAACACAUGAUACGGAGGUCUAUUGGGGAAAUCCAUGA
Molecule: messenger RNA, 1302 nt
Organism: Mycena indigotica
Lineage: Eukaryota; Fungi; Basidiomycota; Agaricomycetes; Agaricales; Mycenaceae
Exons: 2
Coding region: 1-1302 (433 amino acids)
Molecular function (GO): protein binding
Source: RefSeq, a predicted model, not a curated record